AUUAUGUCCUUCAGAGGCAUUUCUCAGUAAGCUCUAACAUUAACAGUUUCAAACCACCAUACCAUAAAAGGCUGACACUAGCAUUAAAAGGACACGUUAUUCAUUAUCAUCCAUGCUUGAAAAAAGUUGCCCAUCAUAGUGUCUGUGUCUGUGUGCGAUCUACCUGACUGUUUACUUUUGCCUGAUCUUUGUUGACAUAGUGUGACAGAGUGCCAAGUGAGUGGCGAGGAGAGCCAAUGGGAUGGCACCUAGCUUAUGAUAACUACAGCAGUAUUCCUGUUUUUACCACUUUAACACCAUCACUAAUAAUAGACCCACUACUGGGCACCACAAAGGCAGACCCUGGACACGUAAAAGGAGAAAAUACAAUCAAAACGGAGGACAACCGUUCGAGAUGGAAUCUUUACUGCAAGGCAGCCGCAUCCUAACCGAUGACUAGAAUCUCUCAAAAGACCUUCAGAGUUGACUGCGGAAGGAUCCAGCAAAGAGAGGGAGAGGACCUGACCAAACCAAACGGGGGGGUCGCUAUGGGGCUGUGGAACCGCACGGACGCGCCCAUCCUCCCCAACUGCACGCUGGACACCAGCUACCGCUUUCUGUACUACCAGGUGUCCUACAGCGUGAUCUUCGUGGUGGGCCUGGCCACCAACGCCGUGGCCUUCCGCCGCCUCUGGGUGUCCCCGCGCACCCUGACCAGCACCAGCGUCUACAUGACCAACCUGGCGGCCGCCGACCUCUUCUUCGUCAUCUCCCUGCCUCUACGCAUCUACUACUACCACCACAAGUCCGCCGACUCCACUUCCACUUCCUCAUCAUCCUCCUCCUCCUCCGCCGCCGCUGCCGGUGACUGGUCGCCAGGGAACGCGUUCUGCCAGCUGACUUUUACGCUGAAGUACAUCAGCCUGUACGGCGGCAUCUUCUUCCUGGUGUGCAUCGGCGUGGACCGCUACUUCGCCGUGGUGCACCCGCUGGCGCAGCGCCUGCGUCGGGUGCGGACCGCGCGGCUGGUCAGCGGCGCCAUCUGGUGCCUGGUGCUGGCGCUCAGCCUGGCGCUGCCCCUGCUCCGCUCGGCCGCCGCCGCGCAGCACGUCGCCCAGGCCUGCCUGCUGGACCCGUCCUCGCGCCAGAACCGGGCCUUCAUCCUGGCGGCGCUGGCCCUGGUGCAGGCGGCGUUCCAGCUGCCCGCACUGCUGCUGCUCUUUAGCUACUGCAGCGUGCUGAGGGUGCUCCGACGCCAGCCGCGCCGACGCGGCCGACAGCCCUCGCGCAACGGCCCGAGCCCGGGCAAACCACUACCGCAAAACCAACACCACCUCAACCUCCACCUCCAACACCACCUCCACCAGCAGCAUCAGCAGCAGCAUCAACACCUGCAACACCCGCAACACCAACAGCCGCGCAACCGGCACCGGCGCACGCUCACCGUCAUCUACUGGGUGCUGGGCGUGUUCCUGCUGUGCUUCACGCCCUACCACCUGAACCUGCUGGGCUACACGCUGACGCACGUGGGCGUGUUGCGGAGCUGCGCGCUGGCCAAGGCCACCAAGGCCCUGCACCCCGUGGUGCUGUCGCUGGCCAGCGCCAACUGCUGCUUCAACCCCCUGAUAUACUACGUGUCCAGCGGCCUGCCGCACAGGGACAUGCCCACCAGCGGGGCCAGCGGCAGUCAGUGAGGACGUGCGACGCUGG
Molecule: messenger RNA, 1689 nt
Organism: Engraulis encrasicolus (European anchovy)
Lineage: Eukaryota; Metazoa; Chordata; Actinopteri; Clupeiformes; Engraulidae
Product: lysophosphatidic acid receptor 6-like
Exons: 3
Coding region: 432-1673 (413 amino acids)
Biological process (GO): G protein-coupled receptor signaling pathway
Cellular component (GO): membrane
Molecular function (GO): G protein-coupled receptor activity; oxysterol binding
Source: RefSeq, a predicted model, not a curated record